This is a messenger RNA of Camelina sativa (false flax), 1145 nucleotides long. Its product is annotated as tropinone reductase homolog At2g29310. Gene Ontology annotation, molecular function: oxidoreductase activity. The record is from RefSeq and is a predicted model, not a curated record. NCBI's taxonomy places the organism in Eukaryota, Viridiplantae, Streptophyta, Magnoliopsida, Brassicales, Brassicaceae.
UUUUAUAUAAAGACGUGGAGACGUUUACCGUAAUUGGUGCACGAGUCUGACUUGUAGUUUUAGUUAUCUUUUUGGACCACUAGCUUAGAUAUUUUAAUUUAGCCGCCACUACACACUUAUCUGAUCCAUAUUCAUUAUAAACAGAUCAAAUCUGUGGCAUGGUCGCUUCAAUUCAAGUAAGAUACAAGAAAGAUGGAUAAAAGAUGGAGUCUUCAAAGUAUGACUGCUCUUGUCACCGGUGGAGCCAGCGGAAUUGGGUAUGCCAUAGUGGAUGAGUUAGCUAGUUUUGGAGCUAGAAUCCAUGUAUGUGACAUAUCUGAAACUCUGCUUACUCAAAGUUUAAGCGAAUGGGAAAAGAAAGGGUUUCAAGUGAGUGGAUCAGUUUGUGAUGUAAGCUCUCGUCCCGAGAGAGAAAAGCUGAUGCAAACCAUCUCCUCGCUGUUCCACGGCAAACUCAACAUUUUAGUUAAUAAUGUUGGUGUACUUCGUGGGAAGCUAACAACAGAAUAUGUUGAAGAAGAUUUCUCUUUCCACAUGUCAAUAAAUUUGGAAGCUGCUUUCCAUUUUAGUCAGCUUUCACAUCCUCUCUUAAAGGCUUCAGGCAAUGGAAGCAUCGUCUUUGUUUCAUCUGUUGCAGGGAUUGUAUCACUUGAUGGUGCAUCCAUUUAUAGUCUAACUAAAGGAGCUUUGAAUCAGCUAGCUAAAAAUUUGGCAUGUGAAUGGGCAAAAGACGGCAUAAGAGCCAAUGCUGUUGCGCCAAAUGCUAUCACAACUCCUAUGUGUCAAUCUUAUCUUGAGGACGUCAGUGUCAAGGAUGCAUUGUUGAGUAGAAUUCCACUUGGUCGCUAAGGAGAGCCGAAUGAAGUUGCAUCACUAGUGGUGUUCUUGUGUCUUCCUGCAGCUUCUUAUAUAACUGGCCAAACCAUUUGUGCUGAUGGAGGUUUCACUGUUAAUGGCUUCUCUUAUCAGCAGCAGGCUUGAGAAUGGUCAUGUUAUGUUCUUGUCUUAAUAUCCUAAACUCCCUAUUGGCCUUGUAACCUGUCAAAAACUCUGCUCAAUAAAAUUCUAUGUGGAUUCUUUCCACAAGAGAGAAACACUUAUGCAAAUCGCAGAAGGUCGACAUUCUCUCUUAUACCCUUUCCUAA